Messenger RNA from Closterium sp. NIES-67, 1682 nucleotides. The record is from the annotation of a GenBank genome assembly. NCBI's taxonomy places the organism in Eukaryota, Viridiplantae, Streptophyta, Zygnematophyceae, Desmidiales, Closteriaceae.
AUCACACCUAUCAUGCCUGUAACAUGAGAACGGAUCGCAGAUUCGUCAGCCAGCCAAGCCUAAGGACGGAUUGCGAAGAACCAUUCGCCCGCAGAGAACUGGUGUGUGGGGCGAAUAAUAACCGUAGCCGUAUCUCGGGCCGCUCCUAUGGCGCAUGCAAUCUCCGCGCAUCCCGCCAUCAAGCUCCACCCUCAAACCCCGAACCCCCAGUUUCCGUCGUCGCCUCGCCUCGUUUCUGGAAACGGCAGAUUAACUUCGCCUCGCCUGGUUUCUUCUCGCGUUCCGUCGCACAGCCCGUCGCACACCAAUGCGUUUAGCCGCAGAAGCAGAAACCAAGAAAGCUCCUCGCUAGGCCGUAAGCCGUCUAUGGCGGCGGUGCGAGCGCAAUCGGCGGCGGAGUCUGCGGGGAUCGAGCGGCUGGAAAUCACGCAGCCCGACGACUGGCACCUGCACGUGCGGGACGGCGCCGCGCUGCAAUCGGUCGUGCCGUUCAGCGCCUCUGUCUUCCACCGAGCAGUCAUCAUGCCCAACCUGCGCCCACCGGUCACCACCGCAUUGGGCGCAGCAGAGUACCGGGAGCGGGUGCUGGCAGCCGUGCCAGAGGCGAGGAGAGGCGAGGAUGGCUUUAAGCCGCUCAUGACGCUCUACCUCACUGACGACACCACGCCAGAAGAGGUGCAGAAAGCGAAGGACGGAGGGAUAGUGGUGGCGUUCAAGCUGUACCCCGCGGGAGCCACCACCAACUCUGCAGCGGGGGUGACGGACCUGUUUGGCCGCUGCUUCCCUGCUAUACAGCACAUGGCGCACGUCGGCAUGCCCUUGUUGUUACACGGAGAAGUGGUGGACCCAUCAGUCGACAUGUUCGACCGCGAGAAGGAGUUUAUUCACCGUGUGCUCUCUCCGCUGCUAGAGAGGCUGCCGGCGCUCAGAGUGGUUCUGGAGCAUGUCACCACCGCAGAUGCGGUCGAGUUUGUGUUGAAAGCACCUGAGGGCCGGGUGGCCGCUACAGUGACGCCGCAGCACCUGCUGUGGAACCGCAAUGCUCUGUUCACUGGGGGCAUCCGACCGCACCACUUCUGCCUGCCCGUGCUAAAGAGAGAAACACACCGCCAGGCCAUAGUGGCCGCAGUGACGGGUGGCAGCACUCGUUUCUUUCUGGGCACGGACAGCGCGCCGCACGAGCGGGCCACUAAGGAGGCGCCAUGUGGCUGUGCAGGAAUCUUCUCAGCGCACGCUGCGCUGCCGCUCUACGCGCGGGCAUUCGAGCAGGCAGGCGCCUUGGACAAGCUGGAGGCGUUCGCCAGUUUCAACGGGCCGGACUUCUACCGCCUGCCGCGCAACUCCCGCCGCAUCACUCUCGUGCGGCGCCCAUGGACCGUGCCCGCCUCGUACCCAUACAGCGAUGGGGGCUCCCUGAUUCCCAUGCUGGCUGGAGAGCAGCUAGAGUGGCAGGUGGUACCUUUGGAUGCCUGAACACCCUUCUGUCUCACAGUUUUGGGCCCGCGGUGUGUCAAAACUGGUGUCUCAAAUGGGGAGGAGGGCCUUGUGACACCUCGUUGCACUUGGUGGUACAUUUGGAUGAGUUUGGAUAGCAAGUCAUGCAGCCAUUCCAUACUCCAUCCAAUGGCACAGGUACACUUCACAACUCUAUGCAUCUAUAUCCCUAAGUGUCGUAACUCUUG